AUGAAGGUCAUAUCCGCGCACGUCACUGGCUUUUAUCGCUCCUCCUUCCACGCGUACACGACCGAGGUGAACGUGGACGGCCACCGUUGGCGCCUCGGACUGCGUUACAGCAAGUUCCAUGAGUUUUACGGGGAGCUGGUGGCCAAAGACUCGGAUUUCCAUGCCGAAUUCCCGCCGAAGGGCACGCUCUUCUUCACGCCCAAGCCUGAGGAACGGCAGGAGCAACUCGACGUAUUUCUGCAGCAGGUGCUCGCCUACUACGCCGCCAAAGACCACCCCACUGAGAUCGAGAGCUUGCUAUGCGACCUGCUCAAAGUGCCACGCCAUCUCAAGUCCCCCGAACACGAGGACGACGAUGUCUCCACCAGCACCGAGAGCGUUCUAGAUGACCCGAUGCACGAGCCUCCAUCGGGUUCUGACAGUACUGUCUCGGUCGAGAAGCUGAGUCGGAAGGAGGAGGAAAAGUUUCAAGUUGCUGAUAUCAACUUAAAUGCACAAGUGCCAGUCCAGGAAACCAUGCCGGAAUCUCCCGUCGCGACGAAAGAGGAAAAGGCCGUUGCUUCCCCUGAACCGGUACAACCUGUUAGCCCUGUAGCUGAGGAGCGUCACUCAAAGGAGGAGACUGGGGUUCCAAGUGCCCGCGAUGAAGUAAAGGUUGCAGUAGUGGCGCCCACAUCUGCGGAGGAGACAGAUACCGAGAAGGAGGUGGUUGAGAAAGGUUAUGCUGCAGCUGAAGAGGUAACGGUUCGAGAAGUGGAGGCAACGCCCAUUGCACCAGAGAUCUCUGCUGAGGAGCAGACCAACUUGGCCACCAAGGCCGAAAAAGCAGCCGAGGAGCAGCACAUAAUUGUUCCUGAAAACCAAGCAGCAGAUGAUGUUGCUGAAACUCAUCCGGAGAAGGUUUUUCCUGACGAGUUACCGGUUGCUGAGCCCAUUGUUAAGGAGUCGGCACCAAUGACACCGCGGGAUGUUGAGCAGCCAGCACCACGCGAGAGCCAUUCGCUAAAAGACAAUGUGGAGCAGAAAGAGCUUGCCGCCAGUGGACGCGUGUCGACCUGGAUCGCCGCGUAUUUACCCAAGUCGCUCCUCGGGUUCCUCCGACACCGCUGCAUGAAGAAGACAAACCUGGUGAUGCUCUGCGUCGCGCUGCUGCUGCCCAUGGUGCUCGCGCGCAGAUAA
Messenger RNA from Phytophthora infestans T30-4, 1179 nucleotides. RefSeq lists its product as uncharacterized. Gene Ontology annotation, molecular function: phosphatidylinositol binding. The transcript has a single exon. Bases 1 to 1179 code for a protein of 392 amino acids. The record is from RefSeq and is a predicted model, not a curated record. NCBI's taxonomy places the organism in Eukaryota, Oomycota, Peronosporomycetes, Peronosporales, Peronosporaceae.